GGUGCAUGCCGGUGCUGGGGUACCACCCUUACCGAUGCGGUCAGUGCCCGUCCCAGCAGGGUGGGGGAUGCCCGUGCGGGGCUGUGCUAGUGCUGUGCUAGUGCUGUACGGGGACGUGCCCGUCCCGGUAUGGGAGGGGGAUUGCCGGUGCCCGUCCCAGUGCUGCGGGGAGGAUGCCGGUCUCGGUAUCGGGGCGGAUGCUGUGUGGAUAUGGGGAGAUGCCGUUGUGGGGCUGAGGUCGCCGGUCCCUCAGGUGCAGGAGAUCGUGUUCAGGAACUUCUACACGGCGUUCCUGAGCGUGCGGGUGCAGCGGCCCGGCCCCAGCGGGUCCCGGCGCUGGGUGACCUGCCUGCGGGACCUGUGCCUGAUGCCUUGCCCACACACCGAGGAGGGUUCCCAGGACUACUUCUGCCUCCGCCGGCACCAGAUGCUGUGUGAUGUGGACCAGGUGACAGCAAUGCGAUUCAUCCUGCGACAGCCCUCCCCAGUCUGGCUCCACUUCACCAUCGAGGACCUGCAGAUUUUCCCCCCUGGACAGAAGAGUCCGCAGAAGGAUUUUCCCUCCUGGCUCUCCCAGCUGACCCCUCCGGAGCAGCCAGUCAGUCUGCACGGGGAGCUCCCUGAUCCGGAGAAGGUGUCGACAGAGGUCCAGCAAAUGUGGGUGCUGACAGAGGUGAUCCGUGCUCGCCAGGCAGCUGCCCGCAUCGGGCGCUUUGACGUGGAUGGCUGCUACGAUGUCAACCUGCUUUCCUACACCUGAACCCACUGGUGCUGGUGCCAGCUGGGGAGAAGUGCCCCUUCUGUGCUCCCGGGGCCUGAGUGGACUCCUGCAUUCCCGCCUCGGCCAUUGACCCCGCGGGGGUCCUAAGCCCUCCCUGUGCCCCUUCCCUGAUUCCCUCUGCGCUGCCCAGCUGUGAGGGGCAGCGCUGCCACUCCAGAGACCCCUGUGAGCCUCUCCUGUCCCGUGGGCAGAGCCCCCCCCCUGCCACUCCAGAGACCCCUGUGAGCCUCUCCUGUCCCGUGGGCAGAGCCCGGACACUGCAAAGGGGUGCAGGGGGACCGAGGGGUGCGGGAUGCUGGAGGGAUCACCACUAAAAGCUGCUACGUUGGCCCUGCCUGUGCCCGCCUGUCUCUGGGGGAUGGGGUGGCCGUGCCGGCGGCCCCGGGGAGGCGGUGCCGAGGGCG
Molecule: messenger RNA, 1185 nt
Organism: Ficedula albicollis (Collared flycatcher)
Lineage: Eukaryota; Metazoa; Chordata; Aves; Passeriformes; Muscicapidae
Gene: NICN1
Product: nicolin 1
Exons: 5
Coding region: 35-760 (241 amino acids)
Cellular component (GO): nucleoplasm
Source: RefSeq, a predicted model, not a curated record